Molecule: messenger RNA, 6126 nt
Organism: Coregonus sp. 'balchen'
Lineage: Eukaryota; Metazoa; Chordata; Actinopteri; Salmoniformes; Salmonidae
Source: the annotation of a GenBank genome assembly
AUGGAUCGACUUGGUAAAUGGAGUUUCAAACCGAAGAAGAUGGAAGUUGAAUUGGAGGAUGAUUUUUAUUUGGAUUAUGAUGCGGAAGAAAUAUCUGAUUAUCAAGACCCCAAUGAACUUUUAGCUGCUUUAAAUCAAAAGGAGGAAGACGUCCUUUUGGCCGCCCAGCUGGGAAAUGCAUUGCUUUUGGAAAAUCGUCAGUUGAAGGAACAGCGCGACACACUUCAUGAACAGUAUGCAGACAAACUUGAGGUAAGAGAGACGUGUCAAAAGAAACCCCUUGUGUUGUACGAGAUGAUGAAGUUUGUGAAUGUGUCAUGCGCGCUUGUUCCCAUCGUUAUUUGAAAACAUAAUUUACAAGCGCAUCAAAUUUAGAUCUUGAGAAGUAGGUCUACGCAAUGAGUCAAUUUGUAAACCAUUGUUCAAGAUUUCUUUCGAAAGGGUUUAUAAAAAAAAAAAAAUUAGGCUAGGUUUUUCUCAUUUUCUUUACAUUUCUCAGGCGACUAUGUGACUGCAAAUGUGUGACAAUUAAUCACUGAGAGAAUUAUAACAUUAUAGUUAAGUACGAUACUGGUUUCUAACUACCUCACUACUCUGGCAUGUUGAUAAUCAUUCCAGACAGAGCAAGUCACAGUAUCAACCAAUGUUUUGACUAUGUUAACAGCCAUUGAUAUACGGUGCAUUUCGCUGCACCUGCAAUAACAUCUGCAAAACGUGUACACGACCAAUACUAUUUUAUUUGCUGUGUUGACAUAUAAAACAAGGGAAACAACAACAAACAAGUCUUUACAUCAUGCAAUUAUUUAUAAUACAAUAUACUGUAUAAAUAGGCAAUUAUAAAGCAGCACAAUUUCACCAAACUUCAGGUUCACCUUUGAUAAUAUUCACUAAGAUAUCAUAGGUGGAUGGAUGGAUCUAGUAUUCUUAGGGGGCUACCGCCAUGUGAUCAUGAGCUAAAGAGGCUAGCUCGUCCCUCUUCAAAGGAGAUGUCAUAAGAAUGUAUUGAGUCUGAGCUUCCUCGUAAAACAAAGACCAAUGUUAUUACACACAAUGCACUCUUUCUCUGCUCUCUGAAAAGCUCUUUUGUGUUUGUGCGAUAAGCCUGAGUUCCACGCACCCGGUCCCCUCCCUUUCACUCACAGGGUUGCCAAUUAAUAUGGACAUCUCAUUAGAACAGCACAUAGAUGUAUUCAAUAAAUGGCUCCCUCCAUGUGAGGACAAGUAUAUACAGUGCCUUCAGAAAAUAUUCACACCCCUUGACAUUUUCCACAUUUUGUUGUGUUACCGCCUGAAUUUAUAAUGGGUAAAAUUGAUAAUUUCGGUCACUGGCCUCCACACAAUACCCCAUAAUAUCAAAGUGGAUUUUUUUUUAUUUAAAGUUUUGUGACGUUUUAUUACAUUUCACAUUCACAGAUGUGGCAGGCAUAAAUAAUAUAAUAUAAUAAAAUAUAAAACAAAACAAACAAAUUUGCAGCAGCACUAUAUGUGAUCAUGUUAGCUAUUUCCAGCUUUAGCUCAGACAACAAGCAAAUUAUUAGUUUAUACAGCACCUUACACAACAUGUAUAUACACUAAUUUCCCUAAUCAUCCCAUUCACUCUGUCCAAUUUGAAAUAUAAUUGAGGAUUGGAGACCAGAGUCUAUCAAACCUGGGCUGUCUCUUGCGGAGGUCAUAAGUGAGCUUUUCAAGAGGAAGAAAGUCAACAAUCUGGUCAAUCCACAUUUUAAAUGUAGGAGAAGAAUUAGAAGCCCACAGUAGGAGAAUACAUUUCUUAGCAAAGUAUGUGAUACUCAUAAACACAUUUUCUCUGUCUGGAUCAAGAACAAAGUCCUGCUGGGCAUUAAGAAGAUAGAGACACGGGGUCAUAUCAAACUGUACAUCUAAUAUUUUCUGUGCAGCAGUAUGUAUAGAUUGACAAAAUCUGGUAAUCUCUCUACAACUCCAAAAUACAUGCAUAUAGGUUCCACUUUCAGAGGUACAUCUUUUACAAGCAGGAGACAUUUCUGUAUUCAUUCUAUGGAGUCUCACUGGAGUGUAAUAAAAUGAUAUAGGCGUCCUUCCUAACUCAGUUGCUGGAGAGGAAGGAAACCGCCCAGGGAUUUCACCAUAAGGCCAAUGGUGACUUUAAAACAGUAACAGAGUUUAAUGUCUCUGAUAGGAGAAAACUGAGGAUGGAUCCACAACAUUGUAGUUACUCCACAAUACUAACCUAAUUGACAGACUGAACAUAAGAAAGCCUGUACAGAUCACAAAUAUUCCAAAACAUGCAUCCGGUUUGCAAUAAGAGACAAAGUAAAACUGCAAAAAAUGUGGCAAAGAAAUGUACUUUAUGUCCUGAAUACAAAGCGUUAUGUUUGGGGAAAAUCCAACACAUCACUGAGUACCACUCUUCAUAUUUUCAAGCAUGGUGGUGGCUGCAUCAUGUUAUGGGUAUGCUUGUCAUCGGCAAGGAAUUGGGAGUUUUUUAUGAUAAAAAGAAUAGAGCUAAGCAGAGGCAAAAUCCUAGAGGAAAACCUGGUUCAGUCUGCUUUCCAAUAAACACUGGAGACAAAUUCACCUUUCAACAGGACAAUAACUUAAAACACAAGGCGAAAUAUACAGUUGCUUACCAAGACGACAUUGAAUGUUCCUGAGUGGCCUAGUUACAGUGUUGACUUAAAUCGGUUUGAAAAUCUAUGGCAAGACUUUAAAAUGGCUGUCUAGCAAUGAUGAACAACCAACCUGACAGAGCUUAUACAAUCCAUGUGUGCAAAGCUCUUAGAGACAUACCCAGACUCACAGCUGUAAUCGCUGCCAAAGGUUAUUUGUCAUACAUUUUUUACACUUUAACAUGACAGAGUAUUUUGUGUAAAUCAUUGAUAAAAAAUUAAAAUUAAAUCAAUUUUAGUUGCACUUUGUAACACAACAAAAUGUGGAAAAAGUCAAGGGGUGUGAAUACUUUCUGAAGGCACUGUAACUUCGAAUCCAAUAUUUGUAGGGGAAUGGUGUUACACAGUCUGUGCCUAAAAUGUCAGUGUAGCCGCCAAAGGAACAAGAAAAGGAGCACAGUCAGUAUACUUGUAGAGUAACACAGUCAGUAUACUUGUAGAGUAACACAGUCAGUAUACUUGUAGAGUAACACAGUCAGUAUACUUGUAGAGUAACACAGUCAGUAUACUUGUAGAGUAACAUAGUCAGUAUACUUGUAGAGUAACAUAGUUAGUAUACUUGUAGUCUCUGGUGGGCCUUGUUAGAGGCAUGUGAGGGUGUUUGUCUUAAAGCUCCAAGGGAUGGCUCAUGCAGCAUCUGCAGUUUGUAUCCCUUUCACUCUCACAAGGUCUGAAUAUGUAGCAAAAACAGUAAGCAUAAGAUGCCCAGUCUGUAUCUGGAUAGGAUUCACAUACCCGUCUAUAAGUAUCCCUGGCUUGCUCAGUGUAUAAUAUUGGCCACAAAAAGAGCCACAUAAGUAUGUGAGACCAUCACUCUUCUUUAGGAAUAUUUCCUCAGGUCAGCAUUGAAAUUAACUGGCCAUCAUGAAGUAAUGUAGUUGCAGUUAUCACCCAGUCUCUCAGAUUUACAAUGUUUCUCUUACUGCUACACUGUAUGGAAUUACAUAACCUUCCCAGAGAGGGCUGUUGCUCUCCUAGAUCCAAUAAGUGUCUGUAGCAGCCAGGGAUGAAUCCACAGUAGGAGACAGAUGUUUCAGAGACAGUUUUACUGCUGUCUGUGUGGAUGGAUAGAUCUAAUGUAGGGCUGUCUAGGCCUCAGAGGUGCAAGAACAUGGAUAUUGAUAUAGGCCAGUCGCCAAACCGAUUUAUUGGUGUACUAUUAUGAAAUAAUUAUAGUUUCUAUUACCUUACAUAAAGUAUAUAACAGAUUUGUGAUUAUGUCAUAGUCUAACCCACCAUGUCUGGACUUCGAUGCUGUGUGCUCUAUAGGGUUUAUAGAUACAAUAAAAAGAUAGCAGGAGUGUACCAGACUGGCCGACUGGUGAAAUACCAAGUGUGCAUCACCUAGCUUCAAUAAGUACACAGUAAUAACUCAGUAACAGCUACUGUACAAAUACUCUUAGAUGUUCUCAUUCAGUCAUUUCAUGGAUUAAAAUGAUAUACAAUGCCUUGCAAAAUUAUUCAUCCCCCUUGGCGUUUUUCCUAUUUUGUUGCAUUACAACCUGUAAUUUAAAUUGAUUUUUAUUUGGAUUUCAUGUAAUGGACAUACACAAAAUAGUCCAAAUUGGUGAAGUGGAAUGACAAAAAUAACUUGUUUCUAAAAAUUCUAAAAAAUAAAUAGCGGAAAAGUGGUGUGUGCAUAUGUAUUCACCCCCUUUGCUAUGAAGCCCCUAAAUAAGAUUUGGUGCAACCAAUUACCUUUUGAAGUCACAUAAUUAGUUAAAUAAAGUCCACCUGUGUGCAAUCUAAGUGUCACAUGAUCUGUCACAUGAUCUCAGUAUAUAUACACACCUGUUCUGAAAGACCCCAGAGUCUGCAACACCACUAAGCAAGGGGCACGACCAAGCAAGCGGCACAAUGAAGACCAAGGAGCUCUCCAAACAGGUCAGGGACAAAGUUGUGGAGAAGUACAGAUCAGGGUUGGGUUAUAAAAAAAGAUCAGAAACUUUGAACAUCCCACGGAGCACCAUUAAAUCCAUUAUAAAAAAAAUGGAAAGAAUAUGGCACCACAACAAACCUGCCAAGAGAGGGCCCACCAAAACUCACGGACCAGGCAUUGGAGGGCAUUAAUCAGAGAGGCAACAAAGAGACCAAAGAUAACCCUGAAGGAGCUGCAAAGCUCUACAGCGGAGAUUGGAGUAUCUGUCCACAGGACCACUUUAAGCCAUACACUCCACAGAGCUGGGCUUUACGGAAGAGUGGCCAGAAAAAAGCCAUUGCUUAAUGAAAAAAUAAGCAAACAUGUUUGGUGUUUGCCAAAAGGCAUGUGGGAGACUCCCCAAACAUAUGGAAGAAGGUACUCUGGUCAGAUGAGACUCAAAUUGAGCUUUUUGGCCAUCAAGGAAAACGCUAUGUCUGGUGCAAACCCAACAUCUGUCAUCAAUCCGAGAACACCAUCCCCACAGUGAAGCAUGGUGGUGGCAGCAUCAUGCUGUCGGGAUUUUUUUCAUCGGUAGGGAUUGGGAAACUGGUCAGAAUUGAAGGAAUAAUGGAUGGCGCUAAAUACAGGGAAAUUCUUGAGGGAAACCUGUUUCAAUCUUCCAGAGAUUUGAGACUGGGACUGAGGUUCACCUUCCAGUAGGACAAUGACCCUAAGCAUACUGCUAAAGCAACACUCAAGUGGUUUAAUGGGAAACAUUUAAAUGUCUUGGAAUGGCCUAGUCAAAGCCCAGACCUCAAUCCAAUUGAGAAUCUGUGCUAUGACUUAAAGAUUGCUGUACACAAGCGGAACCCAUCCAACUUGAAGGAGCUGGAGCAGUUUUGCCUUGAAGAAUGGGCAAAAAUCCCAGUGGCUAGAUGUGCCAAGCUUAUAGAGACAUACCCCAAGAGACUUGCAGCUGUAAUUGCUGCAAAAGGUGGCUCUACAAAGUAUUGACUUUGUGGGGGUGAAUAGUUAUGCACGCUCAAAUUUUCUGUUUUUUUGUCUUAUUUCUUGUUUGUUUCACAAUAACAAAUAUUUUGCAUCUUCAAAGUGGUAGGCACGUUGUGUAAAUCAAAUGAUACAAACCCCCCAAAAAUCAAUUUUAAUUCCAGGUUGUAAGGCAACAAAAUAGGAAAAAUGCCAAGGGGGGGUGAAUACUUUCGCAAGCCACUGUAGCAGUGGUAUCAGUCUCCUAAUCACAGACCAAAGAGACCCCCAUUGGCAUGCAUUCACUGUGCCUAUCUGUUUGUUAUAUGUUGCCCACAGGAGCUGGAGCAGGGCAGGCACGAUCUGCGGGUGAAGCUGGAGGGGUGUCAGUCUGGGUGGGUGAGCCAGGUUGGGGACCUGGAGAGAGACGUGAGGGAUCUGAGUGGCCAGGUGGACAGGCUGACCCAGGCCCUGACCGACGCAGACAGGGACAAGACCAGGGCCCAGGAGGAACACGCAGAACACACCCAGUGCCUCAGAGAACAGCUCAGCACCGUGCGUACCUACCACCCCUUCACACCUGGGUCAUGUUCAUUAAGAACCAAAUGGAAGAAAACUAAAUUAAUUUAA